Pseudophryne corroboree (corroboree frog) is the source of this 5094-nucleotide messenger RNA. RefSeq names its product TBC1 domain family member 2 (gene TBC1D2). The record is from RefSeq and is a predicted model, not a curated record. Lineage: Eukaryota; Metazoa; Chordata; Amphibia; Anura; Myobatrachidae. The transcript is spliced from 14 exons. The coding region runs from base 168 to 2945 and encodes 925 amino acids.
AGGGAGUCGUCAUUGUGAAUGGCCAAAUAAAUGUUCUGUACAACGCCGUCUUGAAAGCACCUGGGAGGAGAGACACGCGGGGAGGCUGUGAGCUACUGUAGGAAGACCUGUCGCCUGCUAUCUUUCCGAGGGGCCGGGAUAAUAACUAUAAGAAUUUAUUUGAAAACAUGGAUGAAAUGGAAGGAUAUUACAAUGAGGCUAAUAUAACUGGAGAACCACUACCAAAAAUAAAAGAACUGGAAAGACCUUUGAAUGAUGAACAAAUUGUAAUGUCUCAUAUGCGAUGUGAAAAACCCAUUGUAGGUAGGACUGCUGAGGAUUCUAACCCUACUCCAAAAAAGGAAGAUGAGAAAGUAGAGUCCAAAAAACUCUGUGGAUAUCUUUAUAAAUUAGGAUUGACAGGACCACUCAAAACUUGGAAGCAUCGUUUCUUUUCUUAUGAUGAGAAGAAGUGUUGCUUGCUCUACUACAGAAUGGCUACAGAUGUCUGCCCACUGGGGAGUAUAGAUCUGCGCACAUCGACCUUUCACUUAAGUGUGGAAGCAGAGGAGGGAAUAUUUCAAAUCAAAACACCAACAAAAGCAUUUCUCCUAAAGGCAAUUAACAAUCAUGCCAAGAUGUACUGGUUACAGCAACUGCAGCUAAAAAGAUGGGAGUUUUGUAAAAAUGAACCAAAAAUCGAUACUGGGAAUUUACUUAAUCUAGAAUUCCGUGACAGCGAAAGUGACAAUCAUGGUACAGCAGGAGAUGGAAGCUUUUUGCCUAUAGUUAAAACACCAACAGAAGUGGUGGGUUUAUCAGUUGCCUCAAUGCCAGCUCCCCAGGAAUCAACAUCCCUUCAAAAUUUCUCCCUCAAACAUCCGUGGAAAGAAAUACAAAAUACAGUUCAUAAUUUGCGUGGUGCGAAGUCUACGCUGGCGACUUGUAGGAGCGUUUUUCAUUUUGAGGAAGGAGAACAAGUAGCAGAAGUAGGUGAAUUUAUUGCAAGACAAGUUCAGAAGUUUUCUCCAUCGCCAAACUUUUCUAGAAAGACAAGAAAAGAAAAUAGUAGCUCAUUGUCCAAUCAGGAAGGCUUUGCUUCAGAUACCAUUUCUUUUGAGAAGAUGAGCAACUCCAGACACCAGAUUCAAGCUCUGGCAGAGGAGUUAAAGGCUCAAAAGGACCUUGUGAAACUUCUACACCGUGCCCUUGAGUCUGCUCACCAAGAGAAGAGAGCUUGCAGUGACUACCUGAAUGCCGCAGAGGAGAAAGAGAGACUAGAACUAAUACGACACAAGGUUAGGCAAAUAGAGGACCUAAGACAGCGUGUGGAAUCCCUCGAGCAGGAGAAAAAGGACCUGGAACAGUGUGUUAGUUUCAAGGAUCUUCACAUUAAUGAACUUAAAGAACAUGUACAAUUGUUAAUGGAGAAAAAUAAUGCAAAACAACAAGUUAUUUUAAAGCAGAACGAGCAGCUUCUCAGCCAAAAUGAUACAGACGUUGUGAACAGCAUUGCAAAUGAAACCUUACAUACGCUGUAUAGAAAAAUUGACAGCCUAAUGGAUGACAUUAAUGCUUACAAAACACAAAACCAGUUUUUAAACUCUGAGAUCCAUCAAGUAACCCAGUUAUGGAGAAACACAGCAGAAAAGGAGACUUCACUCUUUAUGAAGUGCUCAUACUUGGAAGCUAGGAAUUGCCAGAUAGAAAGCAAAUAUUUAAUUGUUUUGAGAAAGAUGCAAGAAGCAUUGCCCUAUCUGGAUGCCGAGUACUGUGAAGUCAUUAAGAGUUUGAUAGAAGAUGCAUUGCAGAGUGAUCUGGACAAAGCACAUGACUCGUCCUCUGUGCAUUUUAGUUCUAUCAGUGAAUAUGAUGAUUAUGGAUUCACAAUAAUACCUGAGUAUGAGGUUGAACACUUGAAACUUUUAGCCAAAAUCCAGGCAUUAGAAAUUCGAUCCAACAAGCUCCUUACACAUGAGGUUGUGGACAAACCUUUACGAAUGAAAUGGAAUAGUAUUAAGGAGUUGGCACACUCAGUAGAGCUGAAGAACCUGGUGAGACUUGGUAUCCCAACAGAACACCGCAGGCAUGUGUGGAAAUGGCUCACUAGUCAACGGAUCCACAUCAUUGCUAACCACUAUACUGAUCUUCUGAGGAAGUGUGAGAGCUCCCAGCACCCCGCCACUCAACAAAUUGAACUUGAUAUACAUCGCACUCUAACUAAUAAUAAGCACUUUACCUGCCCUACCUCAGAGUUCACUCAGAAGCUCAGGAGGGUGCUUCUAGCUUACUCAUGGCAAAACCCCACUAUUGGAUAUUGUCAGGGAUUGAACAGGAUAGCAGCAUUGGCACUUUUAGUCCUGGAAGAUGAGGAGAGUGCAUUUUAUUGUCUGGUUGACAUUGUUGAGAACAUAAUGCCGGCAGAAUACUACAGCAAUAGUUUAUCAGGAUCACAGGUAGAUCAAAGAGUGUUCAAAGAUUUCCUGUCAGAAAAACUACCUCGUUUGACUACACACUUUCAACAAUACAAAAUCGACCUGUCUCAUAUCACUUUCAACUGGUUCCUUGUGGUGUUUGUUGAUAGUUUAGUAAGUGAAAUUCUCCUGAGAGUCUGGGAUGCCUUCCUGUAUGAAGGGACAAAGGUUAUAUUUCGUUAUGCCCUUGCAAUCUUUAAAUAUAAUGAAGAAGAGAUCUUAAAACUGAACGACGAAAUGGAUAUCUACCAGUAUCUUUCAUUUUUCACCAAGACUAUCUGUGAUGGCAGGAAAUUGAUGAACAUUGCCUUCAAUGAGAUGAACCCUUUUCCAAUGAAGCUUGUAAGAAAUCGCCGUGUUGCACAUAUGGAAAAAUUCAAAGCGGAACUGGCUGAACUGGAAAAGAUUAAACAGGAAUAUGUUAAGAAGAACGAGAAACUUGGGAGUGCGGACAUUGACAUGGUGGUCAGUGAAGAUGAAGAAGAUACAUAGCGACUAAGUAACAAACAGUUGCAACAUACAGUAGUGAUCAUUCACUGAUCAUGUGAUCCUCAUCAUAUCUGAUAGAAGGUUUUAUGUCGCCACUCUCUCCCCGUGAAGCACACUCAGGUCAAGUAAUGCUUUGUAGAAAGUCCGUAGGAAAAAUGUGUACAUUACAAACACUUAAACAGAGGUGCAUACAUUCAAGGUAAAGCCAUGUCAGCCUAUCAUAUGGAUGAUCUCAUUUUCUACACUGCUGGUUUGAUUUUAUUCUUGUUAUACAAUUUUAUUACAAAACAAUGUAGGAAAUUAUUACCUUCACAUCACUACUUACCCACAAUAUCCACUAGACACAAGUCGGUGAUCACGGCUUUCUUGGGCAGUGAGACAGUUAUAUGGACCAUGGCCAGUAUUUACUAAAAAUCCGAGUUUUGCCGAUUUGUCCCAAUCCGGGAAUUCACUAAGCAGAAAACUCGGCAGUGUCUGGUCUAUUUGUAAUGGUUUGAUUGGCAAAGUUCGGAAAUACGAAUGAAUAGACCAUCGGUCAAACGCGGCUGUUAUUUCAUACAAUACGGGCAUUCACUAUUCAUUCGUAUUUGGGUGUUAGUCUCUGAGUGCUCAAGUGCGGGUCUGUUUUUUUCGAAUCGUUAAAAAAAGCAGCAAAAAAAUAGACCUGCUUUUUCCAGUCGAGUUUGGAUAACCAUGCACGGAUCAGUGAGAUCUGUGCAUGGUUAUCUAUGGGAAAGGGUCUGUUUAGUGUAAAAACAGAAAAAAAAAAUUGCGUGGGGUCCCCCCUCCUAAGCAUAACCAUCCUCGGGCUCUUUCAGGUACCAGCGGGCCAGGUUUUCCACCGCAUGCUGGUACUUGUGGUUCUCCAAGUACCAGCUUGCGGGGGAGGCUUGCUGGGACUUGUAGUACUGCUACUAAAAACAAUAUUCACAUUUUUACAUGUAUGUAAUAAACUUAUACUUUCACGGUGUGUGUGUCCUGUUUUUUUGGGGGUAUUUUUUUAGUAGUAGUACUACAGGUACCAGCGGGCCAGGUUUUCCACCGCAUGCUGGUACUUGUGGUUCUCCAAGUACCAGCUUGCGGGAGAGGCUUGCUGGGACUUGUAGUACUGCUACUAAAAACAAUAUCAGCCCCCCAUCCGCCGCCCUUGGAUGGGGGGACAGCCUCGGGCUUCACCCCUGGCCCUUGGGUGGCUGGAAGGGGUUCCCACUCCUCCAGGGUACCCCGGCCAGGGGUGACUAGUUGGGUAUGUAAUGCCAGGGCCGCAGGGACCAGUAUAAAAGUGUCCCCAGGCUGUGGCAUUAUGUACCUGGCUAGUGGAGCCCGGUGCUGGUUUCAAAAAUACGGGGGACCCCUACGCUUUUUGUCCCCCGUAUUUUUGGAAACAGGACCAGGCGCAGAGCCCGGUGCUGGUUGAUGAAAUAUGGGGGAACCCCUGUCAUUUUUUCCCCCAUAUUUUGUCAACCAGGACCGUCUCAAAGAGCCCGAGGCUGGUUGUGCUUAGGAGGGGGGACCCCACGCAAUUUUUUUCUGAUUUUUAACGACUUUAAACACCUUUUUAAGGUACACAAUGAAGCCCUACACGGAUCUCACAGAUCUGGCCAGGAUUACUUGUGUUUUGUCAGGCAGUGUUUUACUCAUCACUCCCGUAAAACACUGCCUAACAUUACGAAUCACAUCGACAUCGGAAAAUACGAAUUGGGAAAAGUCGGCAGCUUAGUGAAUGAUCGUAUCAGGAUUCAAAAAGUUGCAGUAAAAUGCACCCGAUACCAUUCGAGUUCAAACACCCUUCAAAACAGCAAAAACACGAAUCUUUGUAAAUAUACCCCCAUGUGUGUAUUGGAAUGCUCCUUAUUCACCAAAGCAUCUGUUGUCCUGAGAUCAUUUUCAGAACAGUGUCCAUGUUCCCAUUUCAUUCAUUGGCUGUGCAUCAAGAUACUUGUAACCAUUGUCCUGAGAACCCUGUAGAAAACAGAAUGCAGCACCUUGAAUGUGAGAAUCCCUCUCAAACAUUCUAAUAUAUAUCUAUAGACUGACUUGUUACCUUUAUGUCAUUUUGAAUUGUUCUUAUGUUGUGAAUUCAGUUUUACAAUACAGAUUUCAUAAAUGUGAAAUACAUUAAAUAGUUUUCUCAUACGUCCUAGAGGAUGCU